AUGACUCUCAGCCGUUUACCAGCCGCAGAUUCUACAAACACUCACCGAUCCUCUCUCUCCACCGUGGCUGGAACCGAUCAUCUCAAACGGAAAUUCGACGAUUACGCCUCGUCGUCACCUGGUAACGGCGUUGAUCUCCUCCAGAGGAUGAAGAGGCACGAGGUCGACGCCGAUCACACCGCUUCGUCUCAGAAACCGUUUAAUCGUCCGGGAAUCGACCAGAUUUUUCCGUUACCUUCCGCCGCGGAGUGUUCCUCUUCUUCUUCUCCCGAGUCGUCGGAUCGUUCCGAGUCGACUCGGUUGCAGCUCUUCGUCAGGAUGAUGUGCGGGAAAUCGCUGGUGAUCCACGCCGAUAGAAACGACACCGUCGAGAAUCUCCAUCAGAGAAUCGAGUGUAAGACUAGGAUUCCGGUGAAGGAGCAAAGAGUCAUCUACAAAGGCAAGCAGCUACAGAACGAACAACUGCUCAGCCACUACUCGAUCGAGCAAGACGCCUCGCUCCAGCUCGUCGGCCGGAUGCAGAGCACGGAGCAUCCGGUGGCUUGGCAGACGGUGGACGACAUCAUGCACACAGUCUCUCGGAUGCACAGAGGCGAGAAGCUCUACGGAGGUAGCACAAACAUCAACGCCAAGCUCGUUGCGUUCUUCUCAAUGAUUCCGAAAGAUAACAGAGACGCGAUUGUGACUUACGUGAGGAUCUUCUCAAGCUCUUCGGUGCCAGCUGCUCUGGUGAUGCUCUACGUUUCUACAUUAGACAUCAACAAAUCUUGCGCCAAGAGCGCCAUUAAGCUCUUCUUGAACAGCUGCAUAGCGUUACCUAAGAAUCAGCAGCUCUGUUGUUUGCAGCUUGUGUUGGAGUUCUGUAGAUUACUUAGGAGAUUCUCCCCUGAGAACAAGCUCUACGUGACUUGCCGGAGUACGCUGGGAACAAUGCUGGAGCCGCUUGGUAUCGGUGGGAAUGUCAUCCACCGUGAGUCUUUCUCUAUUGGGGAGGAGAUCUUCCCGUUUUUCAAGGAGUUGGCUGAUCUUAUGGUGAAGGAGCUUCGCCAGAACACAGGGCCUAGUUUGUGUGACGUUCAUAAAUUCUCUUCCUUUUGGAAAGCCUUGAGGAACUCCAUCAAGUUGCUGGUUUCCAACAGACCAAUUGCUCUGCCUCUGCGGAAUAUGGUGUUGGAGGUGGAGUUGGGAGAGCUACACCGGUUGUUCGAGACCUUGUUGAAGACAAUGGACACUUGUAUGUUGAGAAUCGAAGCUUCGCUGGGAAGAAGAGGAAUUGGCGGCAACAGCGCUGAAGAGAUGUCUUCAACGUGGUCUCAGUAUCUUGCUAUUCUGAAGAUUGUCAAUUCAAUGUCUGGACUCUAUCUAGGUGCUAAGGAACAGGUGGCUCAUCUUUUGAAUUCCAGGAAGGUUUCGUUCAGCGCCAUCGUUGUGAAAUUUGCGAAGAGAGACGAUGAUCACAGUUGGAUCUUUGACUACAAGGAAGCUACCACCUUUGAGUCUAGGAGGCAUUUGGCUAUGCUGUUGUUCCCUGACGUGAAGGAAGACUUUGAGGAGAUGCACGAAAUGCUCAUUGAUCGGUCCAAUUUGCUAGCAGAGUCGUUUCAGUACAUAUCCGGGGCAGCCCCUCAUUCACUUCAUGGUGGACUGUUUAUGGAAUUCAAGAACGAGGAAGCUACAGGUCCUGGUGUGCUUAGAGAAUGGUUCUAUUUGGUAUGCCGAGAGAUAUUCAAUCCGCAAAAUGCCCUCUUCCUUCGUUCUGCUGAUGAUUUGAGAAGAUUCUCUCCAAACACAGCAUCAAAGGUGGAUCCAUUGCAUCCGGAUUUCUUCAAGUUCGCAGGCCGUGUGAUUGCGUUAGCUCUGAUGCACAAAGUCCAAGUGGGUGUGCUAUUCGAUCGUGUGUUCUUCUUACAAUUAGCCGGACAAAACAUUUCCUUGGAAGAUAUCAAGAACACGGAUCGAAUCAUGUACAACAGCUGCAAACAGAUUCUAGAAAUGGAUCCAGUCUUCUUCGACUCAAACGCCGGUCUCGGUCUGACAUUCGUGUUGGAAACCGAGGAGCUCGGGAAAAGAGAAACAAUAGAGCUAUGUAAAGACGGGAAGUCCCGUGCCGUCGACAGCAAGAACAGGGAAGAGUACGUUGACUCCUUAAUCAAACAUCGGUACGCCAAAUCGAUCUCCGAGCAAGUAAUGCAAUUCUCUAAAGGUUUCAUGGAUAUUCUUUCGUCUGGACCGCCUGAAUCCUUCUUCGGGAGACUAAACCUAGAGGAUCUCGAUGGGAUGCUUCGAGGAGGAGAGCACAUGUUAAGCAUUGAUGAUUGGAAAGCGCACACUGAGUACAACGGAUUCAAAGAGACCGAUCACCAGAUAGACUGGUUCUGGCAGAUUCUGAAGAAGAUGACGGAGGACGAGCGGAGGAGGAUACUCUUCUUUUGGACGUCGACGAAGUUUAUACCAGUGGAAGGGUUUAGAGGAUUAUCGUCAAAGCUUUAUAUUUACAGAUUGUUUGAGGGUAAUGAUCGUCUUCCAGUGUCUCACACUUGCUUUCACCGUCUCUGUUUACCAAAGUACCCGACGAUUGGUCUCAUGGAACAACGACUUCGAAUCAUCGCUCAAGAUCAUGUCAGCUCCAGUUUCGGUAAAUGGUGA
Messenger RNA from Microthlaspi erraticum, 2646 nucleotides. The record is from the annotation of a GenBank genome assembly. Lineage: Eukaryota; Viridiplantae; Streptophyta; Magnoliopsida; Brassicales; Brassicaceae.